GCAAGUUUGGUUGUUGCGGUUUUAGCCGCUCCAAGGAAAUUGUUCAGUGUAAGGUUACCUAAGCGUACUGCGUGGGCGUGUUUCCAGAAACAAAGGGCAAACUUUCUUGCUCCCAAAGCCAGUGAAGUUAAACAGACUCCCUCAUGAAAAGGCCCUUGGGGACCCUAGGGCGUCAGAUGCUACAGCUAAUUUUAAAAUAACUGUUUAACAGGUGAUUAGGGAGCGCGCUUUCUCUCCACCACCAAGUUUACCUCUUCUCCCACCCCCUCUAAAAUAAGUGACUUGACGAUAGGUGAUCCCAUCCCCUAGUCCUCUCCUUAAUGCCAGUCUGGAGGCGCACUGUCAAGAAGCGAUGCGUCUCCUCGCCCUUGAGAACCAGCGCGGAGACCUUCUUUUGUGCCUCUCCUUGGCUGUGAACUUUCCCGCGCGGUAGGUUCUCCUUUAAGAAAGUAGCAUCCCUAUGAAUAUUUAAUGCUGUGCGCGGGCCGGCGGGGCGGAGGGGAGCCCACGGCCUGGGUUUCCGCGCGCGCCGAGACCCGGGCGCAGAGCGAGUGCGUCCGCACCAGCCUGGCCGCCGCGGGAACUCGGGGACCGGGAGGGCGGGGGUUAGCGGGAGGAAAGGGUAAGCUGAAGAGGGGCUGGGAACGGGAGGGAGGCUCGGGGCGAACGGGCCGUCGCGUUCAUUUCCAUAAGAAAGCUGAAAUCGCAGUUGGAAGCAGGAUUUCUCGCCCCUGCAGCCCUUCCCCCAUACCCGGUUUUCUGCAAGAAGCGGGCUCCGGAGCUCAGAGCCCGAAGUGUGUGCUCUGGUCUUUGAUGAUGUUGAUAAAAUGUGGUUUCAAAUGUUGUCCCGAAGAGGCCGGUUUCCUGUUUGUAUGUGGAAUGGAAGGACCGUGCCGGGGCACCAAGAGGCACCCUGAGAACUCAGAGGACCCAGAGGCUCCCCUCAAGCAAAUUCCCCGCUGACCCUGGACACCCCUUGAAAGAGGGGGCAAGAGGCUGCCACAAGGCUCAUCUUAUAACUCCCAGCAAGGACUCCCAGCAAACAAGUUCAGCUUGGGAUCUGCCCACCACCAAGCCUGGCUGGGAGGUGGGCGGGGAGCGGGGGGUGGUGGAGAGGCAGAGUCCCUGAACAGGGAAAAGGCAAUCAGUUGUUCCCCUUUCUGGUGUCAGAGGCAAAGAAGCCUGAAGGGCUGGUGGUGGUGCUGGCUCUGGGUUUAUUGACUCUGUGAUCCUGUCCAGCUGUCCUACAGGGAGUUCCAGAGCUCUCCCAAAGUGCAUGAGGAACUGCACAAGUAGGACUGGGGCACAAUACCAGAAGCUAUUUGUCUCCUAGAACCUGGCACCCCCUCCACUUACCUUAUAGGAGACCCACAUCACUCAGUUCCCAGGACACCUGGUGGGAGAGUCUGGUGAGAUUUGGAGGCAGACUUCCUCUACUCACAACUUGUUUGAAAAUGGACAUAAAGAGGAGAACAGACACUCCAUCGCCCCUUCAGGGCCUCCUUUGUGUCACAAAACCUAUCCCCUCCUAGGGCACCCUUGACAUUCCCCUAGGUGGGCCUACACAUUGUUCAGAACCUGUCCCCUGUACCAAAAUAAAUAUAAAUGAGUUUGUUUCUUUAAAAGAAAUAUUACAGCUUUAAACUUUUCCCAGCCGGAAUCCACCUAAUUUCAUCAAGGUCUCUUGCUAGCAGCCAUAACCCAGGACAAAAGGGCUUCUCCCUAGGGAGGCACCAAAGGGAGAAUACCCCAGGCCCAUUUCAUUCCACUGAGGUUUUUGAACCUCUAGGUGUCUAAGGUAAUACCACCACCAUCCCCACCUGUUUUCAGUUCUUUCUUUGUGGCUUAAGAUUGCAUUUUAGGAGGGUUUAUGUAAUGUUGUUCACGUCAGCAAGUCUCCCUGCCCCACCCUCACCCCAUGUCCUAUAUGGAAUUAUAGUUGGAAACCA
Messenger RNA from Gorilla gorilla gorilla (western lowland gorilla), 1949 nucleotides. RefSeq lists its product as uncharacterized. The transcript has 2 exons. The record is from RefSeq and is a predicted model, not a curated record. NCBI's taxonomy places the organism in Eukaryota, Metazoa, Chordata, Mammalia, Primates, Hominidae. Bases 472 to 963 code for a protein of 163 amino acids.